AUGUCAGCUCCUCAGCAAAUCAACAACCUGAAAAAUUCGUUCCAAAGAGCCGUCAACUUGGGCGGCUCGCCAGGUGAGGUCUCAACCUCGCCAACGCAGUCUUUCAUGAGCUCCAUCCCCCGUCGUAUGAGUCUGUCCAAGCAAACUAAGGCCCUAAAGCCUUUUUCCACCGGGGAUAUCAAGAUUUUGUUGCUGGAAAACGUCAACCAGACCGCAGUGGAGAUCUUCAACGGCCAGGGCUACCAAGUGGAGUACCACAAGGGUUCGUUGCCCGAGGAAGAGCUCAUCGAGAAGAUCAAAGACGUGCAUGCCGUUGGGAUCAGAUCCAAGACCAGACUGAACGAAAAAAUCCUCAAACACGCCAAAAACCUGGUCGUCGUCGGCUGCUUCUGCAUCGGGACCAACCAGGUCGAUCUGGACUACGCUGCCAAGCUCGGUGUCUCGGUUUUCAACUCGCCCUUCUCCAACUCCAGAUCCGUCGCGGAACUGGUUAUCGCCGAAAUCGUCACCUUGGCCAGACAGCUCGGUGACAGAUCCAUCGAAAUGCACACGGGUACCUGGAACAAAGUCUCCAAGAAAUGCUGGGAAGUGAGAGGCAAGACGCUGGGGAUCAUUGGGUACGGCCACAUCGGAUCGCAAUUGUCUGUGCUGGCUGAAGCCUUCGGUAUGCACGUCCUGUACUACGACGUGGUCACCAUCAUGGCCUUGGGUACUGCCAAGCAGGUGUCCACUUUGGACGAGCUAUUGAACAAAUCCGACUUUGUCACCUGCCACGUCCCUGCCACCGCAGAAACCAAGAACUUGCUAUCUGCGCCGCAGUUCGCCGCCAUGAAGGACGGUUCCUACGUGAUCAACGCCUCGAGAGGUACUGUCAUCGAUAUUCCAGCUCUGGUGCAAGCCAUCAAGGCCGGUAAGAUCGCUGGUACUGCGCUGGACGUCUACCCCAACGAACCUGCCAAGAACGGUGCCGGCGCCUUCAACGACGAGCUCAACAGCUGGAUUUCCGAGCUGGUGUCCUUGCCUAACGUCAUCUUGACGCCUCACAUUGGUGGCUCCACCGAGGAAGCCCAGAGUGCCAUUGGUAUCGAGGUUGCCACGGGUUUGACCAAAUACAUCAACGAGGGUUGCUCUGUGGGGUCCGUGAACUUCCCAGAAGUCGCUCUGAGAGGUCUGGACCUCGACCAGGAAAAUGUGGUUCGUGUUCUGUACACCCAUCACAACGUCCCUGGUGUUUUGAAAACCGUCAACAACAUUUUGUCCAACCACAAUAUCGAGAAGCAGUAUUCCGACUCCCAAGGCGACAUUGCAUAUCUGAUGGCCGAUAUCUCGUCCGUGGACCAGAGCGAUAUCAAGCAAAUUUACGACCAGCUGAAUGCCACCGAGUACAAGAUCUCCAUUAGACUGCUAUACUAA
Messenger RNA from Lachancea sp. 'fantastica', 1413 nucleotides. NCBI's taxonomy places the organism in Eukaryota, Fungi, Ascomycota, Saccharomycetes, Saccharomycetales, Saccharomycetaceae. The record is from the annotation of a GenBank genome assembly.